Messenger RNA from Oryza brachyantha (malo sina), 2250 nucleotides. RefSeq names its product NAC domain-containing protein 83-like. Gene Ontology annotation, molecular function: DNA binding. The transcript has 6 exons. Gene Ontology annotation, biological process: regulation of DNA-templated transcription. NCBI's taxonomy places the organism in Eukaryota, Viridiplantae, Streptophyta, Magnoliopsida, Poales, Poaceae. The record is from RefSeq and is a predicted model, not a curated record. Bases 679 to 1860 code for a protein of 393 amino acids.
GGAGGAAUCGGGAAUUGGUUUGGUUUGGUUUGAUGGGGUUUUGCCGGUCGAUUCUCCUCACCGCGUCGCUUUUGGGGGUUUAUCCGGGGUGAGGAAUCGUUUUGAUGUGCUCGGGUUCUUGCUUUUUUGGGGUGAUCUUCUGUGCAAUCUGACCUCCCGAAUUAGAGUUAGUUCUGUAUUUGGGGUGGGAUUUUCUUCGACUUGAUUGCGGAGCUGAAUAUUUUAUUGGUUGUUCUUGAUUUAUUUUUUUAAAUUAUUUUGUUUUUCGCGUGUCUUCUCCUUGCUUGAUUGGUUCGUGAGUAUGCAUUAGUUUAUCUUCGUCGCGUUCGUGGAAAUGUAACCAAAUGUAAAAGAAAAAAAAAGAACUAAAAGCUAAUCAUGUUCUGUUUGGGCUUCUCUGUGCCUCUUCUCGUCUUCGUUAUCUUUGAUGGCUACAAAGUUGUUAGUGCAUAGCUGCUGCGGAAGAAAAUAGAUCAUGAAUUGCACAUCCAUCUUUUACCAGAUUGUGUGAAAUUGAUAAAGAUCCAGUUAUGGCAUUCUUGUCCUUUUAUUAUGUCGUUUAUCAAAUCAAUUAGCAGGUGUAUCUUUUUUCCGUGCAAACUAUGUUCUCUUUCGACAUUUUUGUCAGUCCAAGAAUCGCUGAGACAACGAACCUUUUACUAAUUAUGGUGGACAAUCAUGUCUCCUUCAGUUCCUGGGUUACCAUUACUUAACAUCAGCAUAAGCAGUUCUUGGAGUGAUGAGGAACGUGUACGAUUCUUGGCGGAGAGGAAAGCAGAGCACUCUCUGCCAGAAAAUGUAAUGGUGGGGGUGAGCUUUCACCUCUUUGAUCCAUGGGACUCAGAGAACUUAUGGUACAUGAAUUUUUCAGAUGAUCAACAAUCCCCUAAGAAUGGCGAAAAUGCUAUUAUAAAGUCAAAAACUGGAUACUGGAAAAUUGUGGAUACUGUUAGAAUACCAACAAGUACUGCUAUUGUGGGUAUGAAAGUUAGGCUGGACCAUUAUGAAGGUGAAGCACCAUCUGGUAAGAGAACUGGGUGGGUGAUGAAUGAAUAUCUGGUUGAAGAGAAUGAUGAAGCUAAUCUACCACAGGACUACAAGAAUUUGUGUACAAUAUACUUUCAGGAAGACAAAAAAUUAGAUGCUGGCAAUAAACAGAUAUGCCUGAGUGCAAAUGCUCGUAAUGAUCGCAACGAAUCUUACCUUCAAUAUCUUGCCGAACUAGAAGAGCAAAAUGCUGCAUCAAACCCCCAGGCUGUAUCUGUGAACGAGGAAAAUGUCUCUUCCAGCAAAGGACUGGAUAGGCAGAAAACUAACGCUUCAGAUGACCAGUCUGUUAAUUAUGCCCCCUCUAGUGAAGGCUACAUAGAAUUGAAUGAUUUGUUAAGCACAGAUGCCUCUGCAUCAAGUUCAGAAUACUCAAGUCGACGGACUAUGAUUUCUGAAGAGGAUGAGUACUUUGAUUCUGAUGCAUUUCUGAGGGAGAUUAGGAAUGACCAUAACACAGAUAAUGAAGAGCAUGCAGACAGCAAGUUUAGCGUAACUGUGCCUAGUAAAUCAGAUCACGUGGUUAUCAGUCCCCCAGAACAAGGGUUUGUUGACAACCUUGAUAACCAUGCCAUCAGAGCUGGAGAUUCACCGCAAAAGUCAAUGCAAAGUGGUAAAGCAGAUCAACACUCAAUUGAGGAGCAUCCGCAGAACAUUCCUACACCUUCCUGUUUUCCGAUAGGUCAUGUCAAACGAAGCCGUUCUAGUAGUUCUAGCAGCUCUCAGGGUACCAGCAGGUCUCCCCAGAGAGAGCGAUCUACCAAAAAAUUUGGGAAAUUAGGAAAGAAGUACUGCUGCUUUGGAUCAUUCUAGUCGAGUCCAUAGCAUUUCUAUAUUCUGUACAGGAAGACACGGACUGGUUGCCUCAGCAAAAUUAUACGAGAUCUUCUGAAUUCUGAUAGAACAUAGUCAAAGAAGACAAAAUUUUGAAGCAACAAUGACAAUGAUCAACAACACUACGAACUGUGGAAAGUUACAUUUUUGUUUUGUUCAUAUAGUGUGAAGAUAUCAUUAUCUUGAUGAAUCUGUCAAACUGAAGUGAGCUACCUUUAAUUUCAUUCUUGAUUGAUAGGGGCAGAUAUUCACUGAUUCCUGUUUCUGAAAUGAAGAUGGCAGUAGUUUCUUAUCAUCACCAGGUGCUCUCAUUUGUAAACAUCAGCAGUACAGUUUUGUAUGAUAGAACUUCACACUUUAGUAAGUAAA